Molecule: messenger RNA, 735 nt
Organism: Ixodes scapularis (black-legged tick)
Lineage: Eukaryota; Metazoa; Arthropoda; Arachnida; Ixodida; Ixodidae
Product: hemicentin-1-like
Exons: 3
Source: RefSeq, a predicted model, not a curated record
AUGGCUUCGUCUCAGGCUACGUCUCCGGCCGGUCUCGGCUUCGAGUGCGAAGCCACGGGUAGCCGGCCGCCAGCCAACAUAAGCUGGUUCCUGGACGGCCGACCCAUGGACCCGGGUUUCAGCCACGCGAGUCUUGAAGGCAACGUGUCACGGAGCAUCCUCUUGAUGCCCGCCUCAGAGCGCCAGGCCAGGCUGCUGGAGUGUAGAGCCACCAAUGGACAACUGCCACACGACAGAGGUGUCGUGAGCCGGUUCUUCAAGGUUGAUCUCUCUCACAAGCCCGAGGUGAGCCUUCGGCUGGGCACGGGCCUCAACGGCAGCCACAUCACUGAGGGCAGCGACGUGUACCUGGAGUGUUCCGUGGUGGCUGCGUCAAGGAUCACGGACGUGGCCUGGUACCACGAGGGACGGGAGCUCAAGGGCGAAGGACAGGAGGCCCUGGUAACCUCCCGGUACCUGGUCAUUCGCCGGGUGACCAGGAAGGAGAUGGGACGUUAUACCUGCAGGGCGACCAGCGCCGAGGGAGAGACCGUAGAAAGCCCGCCUUUCUACCUCCGAGUUCAGCACGCCCCAAGAUGCAGGUCCCGCGAAGAGACAAGGAUCCCCCUGGGACCCAACGACGUCGUCAACGUGACGUGUGACGUGGAGGCAGACCCCAGCGACGACCUGUCCUACUCGUGGCUCAUCGAGGACGAUGCCGGCAAGACGAGACCCGUGCCCAGCGCCGGCGCCCAG